Molecule: messenger RNA, 657 nt
Organism: Anisakis simplex (herring worm)
Lineage: Eukaryota; Metazoa; Nematoda; Chromadorea; Rhabditida; Anisakidae
Source: the annotation of a GenBank genome assembly
AUGAGAUGUUGGCGAAGCGUCAUAAGCGAUAAAGGCGAAGUGGUCUUGAAUGCCACAGGUUUUACAGUGUGUUGUAUUAUAUUGUCGGAGAUGCGGUUAAGCGCAGUGAUCCAUUUGAGGCGAAUAAUCAACAGUCCGUAUCAUCCGUUUGAAGUUAUACCUAAACCUGAUAUAUGGCCAUCUCGUGAACGUCUUCGAAGGUUCAUAGCGUGGCAGUAUGGAUCACUACGAACAACUGUUAAAGGAGGUUACAGAAAACAGAAUAAAAUCUUUCAUUAUAUGUCUAUGCAGCGAGAGGAUGCACCGAAACUCGAAAAAUUCUACGCAGAGGAACGACUCAGAACAGCGCUAGCAGAACACCACUUUGAAUAUGAACCAUUCAAGAAUAUGCUAGGUAAAGCACAUAUCUUACUGGAUAAUGUUAUUCUUUCCCAACUUGCUAUUUAUGAACCAAGAACAUUCAAGAGUUUAGUGAUGGUGACGAAGCAAAUGGCUUUGGAAGAAGGUCGAUCCGUAAUAGCAGAUGUUGAGCAAAAUUACGUCGAGACAGAGCCAUCAUUAUUCGGUACACCAUUCCCCCAUGCUAAGCAAUAUCCCAGAGGCGCUUCCGAAAAUCAUAAAGUGAAGCCGAGGCAAUUAAAGCCAUCCGAAUAUUAA